Adineta ricciae is the source of this 258-nucleotide messenger RNA. The record is from the annotation of a GenBank genome assembly. NCBI's taxonomy places the organism in Eukaryota, Metazoa, Rotifera, Eurotatoria, Adinetida, Adinetidae.
AUGGAUAUUUGUCAACUUAAUGAAUUGACUGAUGAUAUGAUGAAUUUAAGUUACGAAGAGUUAUAUGAAUUUUUGAAAACUACUUUGAAUAAUGACUUAUUUGAACUUUUUCGAAUUCAAGCUAAUCGCGAUGUGUUCUCUUUAUCAUCAACAACAGUCGAUCAAUUAAUUGAAAUUUUCAAUUUUGAUAUUCUGAAAUUGAAUCCGUUGAAACAAAAACUUGGCUAUGUUUCAACAAAUGGAAAUUUGUAUCUUUGA